AUGGAAAGCUAAUCAUUUUCUCCUAUGUUAGAUAGAGUUAUGGCUCAAGAAAUCUAGUCUGUUAGUUGGAGUAAAACUAUGGAUGUGUGUGCAAUCCUAUAUGUCAAUAACUAAUUAGAAAUAUGCAGAGUAAGCGAAUAAUUGCAAAGGAUGUUCAUGAUUUAAGAAGACGAUGCCAUCAGCAACAUAAUUGUGGAAAGUAUUCAGAGCUCUCUAACUAGGUACGUUCCUGACUUAUAAUGUUGGAAACAAAUUGUUUUUGUAUCAUUUGGCUUCUCAUUAAAAAAUCAUUCAAUCUACUUUAAUUAAGAGUACAGAUAAAAUCAAAUAGAUGCUUUUGGUUUAAGUGAAUGUCAAAAUUAUUAAGGAGCUUGAAUUAUAAGCAGCUAUAAUUCCAUUAUCAACAACAAACUUGUAAUUGCAUUGUUUAUAAAUAGGAAAAAUUGGUAAAAUCUUUGCUUUCUAAAACAAUAACAAAUAAAUAAUAUCAUAUUCUCUUUAACUAAUAGGUAGAUCGCCUAUAAUUUUAAUGGGAUUCUUCAUUUAGGAGAAAUUGAACAUAAAGGGAUUAAUGAAUUAUAUCAAUUGCAAAAUGAAUUGCACUGUUUUUCAGAUUCCACUGUCGAAAUUUACGACAUUAGCCUAAUGAAGCAUCAAUAAAUUUUAGUAUAAUAUUUGGUUCAUCUAGAAAUACAUUCAGCAAUUGAGUUACUUAAAUGAACUAUUUUGUUUUUUGAAAACAUCAAUCCUAUUAAUAAAUACUCAAUUAUAGGACAUUUUCAAAUGUUACCAACUAAAUAUCAUAGGUCCAUUGAUAUCUUUUGGGCCUUAGGAAUCAAUCAAUUUCCAUAUUCUGAAAUUUUACCAAAAAGGGGAUUGUCCUCAGGAACUUGUUCAAUUCUUUCAAAAAGAAUUAUACAAUACUAAAAUUUUGUAAAAAAUGGAUGAUGUAAUAUAUAUAUUUAAUUUAAAUUAAGAAUAUCACAAACAGUUUCAAUAAUAUUUAGGAAAUUAUUUAGGAUUCAUUGAUGAAUGUCUUAUCAAGAAUUUUAAUCAUUCUCAAUUUCUUUAUUCAAUCAAAAAAUAUGUAAGGAAAAUCUAAUUGAUAUUUAAAUAGGCCCUUUUAUUAAGGAUUACACAAAACUCCUUUUGAAGAAUUAUAACAAACAGUCUAAAAGAUCUAAAAAUUAUUCAGCAGAUUUUAGAUAGAGUGUCAUUAGACGAAGUUACAUUUGAGAAACUUUUUCGUUUGGUUGAAUCUAUGUGCAAUAAAGGCAGGAAAUGAAUAAGAAGUUGAAUGUGAGAAUGUAAACUCCCCUCUCAAUAAAAUAGAAGUAGAUCUAUCAAAACUAUUUGAUUUCUUGAAGGAUAAUCACUUGUUUUAGUUACGAAACUUGUAAUGCUUCUAUUAGGGCAAAAUAUGUAUUUAAUAUAUUUAAUUUAAUUAGCACCAAGGACAUUUUUUACUAAGGUAGUUGUAUAGAAGAAUGUAGAGUUCAAAUAAACAGAAAAUAUUACUAAGAUAUUAUAAAAUGUUUUUAAAGAUAGUUAUAUGGACAAUGUUAAACAGUAAUAAAAUUAAAUAGAAUAUGAAGAAUCUUUUGAAACAGUCAACUCAUUAAUUAGAGAAUUGCAAAAUAAUUUAGAUAAAAUUGCUAUAAAUUUGAAACCUCAACUUAAAAACAAAAUCAACAUUGAUCUUUCUAGUUCAAUUCUCAGAUUUUCCGAGAAAUCAGAAGACUCAUAUUUGAUCUCAGUCUUAAAAGACAAUACCAUCAUUCAAUACACUUAUUAAUAGCAGGGUUUCGCCAAAUCAAAAAAGAUUUAGUUUAAUAACAAAUUUAUAAAGGAAUUAUAAUAUUUUGAUGGGAAACUAAUCAUUUUGAGUACAAAUCAACAAUAGUCAAGUGACUUGGCAAGAACCAAAUAAUAAAAGGAAGAGGGGUUGUUUAAUUAAUUGUAAUUGAAAGCAUAUAUUUCAUCGGGAGAUUUGGAAAUCCAGAACAAAUUUGAAUGUCACUCAAUCAAAGAUCUGUAAGUUAGUAAGAAAGGAUUAAUAUCUAUCAUUAUAGAUUCUAAAAAAUUAAUUAUUCUUUCCAUUUGA
This is a messenger RNA of Paramecium octaurelia, 2104 nucleotides long. NCBI's taxonomy places the organism in Eukaryota, Ciliophora, Oligohymenophorea, Peniculida, Parameciidae. The record is from the annotation of a GenBank genome assembly.